Messenger RNA from Salvia miltiorrhiza (redroot sage), 1837 nucleotides. Its product is annotated as salt tolerance receptor-like cytoplasmic kinase 1. The transcript is spliced from 2 exons. The coding region runs from base 406 to 873 and encodes 155 amino acids. The record is from RefSeq and is a predicted model, not a curated record. Gene Ontology annotation, molecular function: protein kinase activity. Gene Ontology annotation, biological process: protein phosphorylation. Lineage: Eukaryota; Viridiplantae; Streptophyta; Magnoliopsida; Lamiales; Lamiaceae.
CUUUCACGGUUUCACUCACCCUCCCCCCUCUCUCUCUCUCUCUCUCUUUCUUCGAGCUCAGAUCGCCGGCGAAGCGCCGCUGCCCCGGCCUCGUCGCCUCCGCCAUCUCCUGCUUCACCCCCCGCCGCGACUUUAGCCUCCGCCCGCCACCAAUUCCUUCGAACCAGAGGAGGAUGAGUGCGGUGGCGCUUCGAGUUCCGCGGGGUUUUCCCCCUUCGCCGCCAGCGAUUCGGCGUCCUUGUUGCCGAUUUUCAAUUUUCCGGUCAUCUUCUACGCAGAACUAGGGUUGAGCUUGAAGUGGAGGCACGGCGGUGGCACAAUUCAGAGGUGAGGAAUUGCUGGCGAAGCCUUUCUCUCUCUGAAAUCAAAUUCGAAUGGGGGAAUUGCACAAUUCAGAGGUUGAGCAUGAAAGACAAUUCAGACGUCGACGCCGUGGGAGAGAGGGGCGGCGGCGUCGGAGACGGUGAUUGCGAGGGUUUGAAGCGGCGGAGAAGACGUGAGGUUGAGGAGUGGCGGGACGAGGGGGAGGUGGUGCUCGGAGAGGACGAGGCGGCGGUAGCGACGGACGGCGCGGAUGAGGUAACGGUGGCGGGGGCUGGAGAUGGUGAAUUUGGGGGAGAGGCGGAUUGCUUGUGGGUGGGGCCACAUGAUUUGAAUGUGAACGGGAAGAAGGAGUUUGAGCAGCAAAUGGAGGUGUUGGGCCGCCUACGCCACCCUAAUUUGAUCGGAUUGAAGGCUUACUAUUUCGCUAGGGAUGAGAAAUUGUUGGUUCAUGAAUUCAUGCCUAAUGGAAACUUGUUUUGGCUACUUCAUGUUUGUUCAGUUUGGGCUCUGAAUUCUGAUUUUAUGAGCAUCUGGAAUAGGUUCCCGUAGGGAAAGGUAAUAACUGUGAAACUCUUAGAUGGAACUUGGGUUCGGUUCGAGUUGAUAGUGAAAGAGGAGGAACAUCAUUACAUAAACAAAUUUGUGGCUUGUUGAGUGGCUAGGAGCUUACUUUUCUGAUACUAGAAACAUGGAAGAUCCAAAAUUGAUUUGGCUUGUGACUUAAGAGUUGAGAGUUAGCAUUGUCUUGAUGAUUUAUUCUCCUCUCCCAAGUCAUAGUUGCUUGCAUUCAAUUUUUAUUUUUACUUUGAAAAAGAAGAAAAGCUUGUGUGUUACUCUUUCACCGAUCCAUUAGCAGAAGCAGUGAAGAUGAGGACGAUGAUGAGGCUAACUCUGGCUUUGGCCAACUCUGGAAGCACAAGAGGAUUAGUGGGUGGAACUUUAACGAGGAAGGCUUGGAACCUGUUUUCCCAGCUGAUGAUGCGGCUGCCAAACAAGUUGUAAUUCAAGAGGAGGAUGAGAGCUAUGAUGAUGCAGGAGGCGGAGGAGGUGGCGGCGGCGGCGGUGGUGCAACGGCAGUCUUGCGGAGAAUGCUGGUUUUGAAGGAUAGUGUGGAUGAUCAAAGACAGAGGGUGGGGCAGAUUAUUGCAUUCCUUGGAGGUGGGGAAGUGGUGGAGGCGACGAGGGAGGAACAGCUGAUGCAGGAGAUUGUGAAUCUGAGGAUAGAGUUGGAGAAUCAGAAGAAGAAGAGGUUUGAUUUGGAGAUGGAUGUGCAGUUCAUGAAGAUGCAGCUUUCCAAUCAAUAGAAGCUUGCUCUGCUAAUUAAACGUAUGACUAUUUUGCAAUCACUAGUGUAUCAAUUUUUCAUCAUUGCUUGAGAUUGAGUCUCUUUUGAACUGCAGUGCCCCACCAACCUCUACUUCCCGACAUGUGUAUAUGUAUAUGUUGAGUCUCUUUUGCAAAUUGUGUAUGGUUUCAGUUUUUUUUUUUAAUGUUUUUAAUGCCGUUUCUUGAA